Messenger RNA from Enterobius vermicularis (human pinworm), 1809 nucleotides. NCBI's taxonomy places the organism in Eukaryota, Metazoa, Nematoda, Chromadorea, Rhabditida, Oxyuridae. The record is from the annotation of a GenBank genome assembly.
AUGCUAGGAAUAAACGUUACUCUUUUGCCACCACCUCCAGAUGGAGGGUAUGGAUGGGUAGUUGUCCUUGCAGCUUUUUUACACAGCUUUUUCAUCGAUGGUAUUGCGAAUUCGUUCAGUGUUUUUCUCCCCAUUUUUCGUAGUCACUUCCACUCCUCUGUGGCGCUCACCUCAUUUAUUGGAUCUGCCCUCAUUGGUUGUUACCAUUUAGUAGGUCCAGUAGUAGGUGGAUUUGUAAAUGCUUUUGGCUGUCGAAGAGUGGUCAUUGUUGGCGCCGUAAUAUCUUCUGCGGCUUUUGUAUUAUCAGUUCACUCACCCUCAAUAUACUUCUUUAUGGUCUCCUACGGCAUUCUAGGCGGCAUUGGAUUUGGUUUGAUUUAUUUGCCUUCAAUUGUGUGUCUCAGCUUUUAUUUCGAACGGAAAAGAGCGGUGGCCACUGGACUUGCUGUUGCAGGGACAGGAGUGGGUACUUUUGUGAUGCCUGUGGUAAUAAACACCCCGACUUUAUGUACCAUUUAUUUUCUUGGUGGCCUAUCUUUCAGCUGCCUAUUUUACGGACUCUUAUAUCGACCUUUAAAAAUAAAGGCUCUUGAGAAAGACCAAAAAAUUGAGGAAGUGGUAAGUUACAGUGAUUUUUUAUGUUUUUUCUUUUAUCUUUUUAAAAGAAUUAGAAGUAGUGAUGACAUUGGUAAGUUUCAACCUGAGUCUGAUUAUAGACAUGAUCGGAGCGAUGUGAAGAGUCGCGUCUCAUUUAGAAGUUAUACUCGCUCGCUUGGCCGUUCGUCGCAACAUCCGCAGGAAACUCGUUCGCUAUUUUCUGCACCUGUUAGUCGUUCCCUACUGUUAUAUCUUCGCUGCUUAUUUCACUUUUUUAAAUUUUUCUUGAUUUCUGGGAAUGGAUUUCAAAAUGCCAUUGAUUUGGAGGAGCUGUGCAGGCCACUUAGCCACAGUGAUAUAUUUUACCAGGGCUCUAUCCGUAGGCUUCCCGAAUUUUUAGCUGGUAGCGUCCGGGGUUAUAGAGCGUCUCAGAUUUCCAUUCCGAAAGACUUUGCUGUGCAAAGCAUACGUCAUCUGUCAUCUGCAGAGGGGAAAAAGUGCUUGACUUGCGGCACUUUGGAAGUCACUAUUAAGGAACAGGUAUUCAAACUGCUUCCUUUACCAAUAAAAAGUGCUUUGGAAAUGAUGGACUUCAGUUUAGCAAAGGAGCCAGUCAUGAUUAUUUUGUUGCUCUCUAAUCUUUUUGGCAUGCUAGCUUUCUAUAUACCUUUCAUGUUUAUAACACAUUUAGCCGUAAUGAGAGCAAUUUCGCUGGACUAUGCUGAACUGCUUCUUCCACUUAUUGGUCUGAGCAACACCUUAGGUCGUGUAGUUUUUGGAUGGUUGGCGGAUCGCGGUUGGAUGUCUCCAUUGGUGAUCUAUUCAGCAAGUCUCUGCAUUUGUGGAGUGCUGUGUGUCGCAUGUCCUUCCUUACCAACUUUCAUAGCAAUAGUGAGGUUUUUAGCUUCCUUCUCUUGCCUACCAUCAAUAAUCCUUGCGCACCUUUUGGGUAUAAAACGCCUAACAAGUUCAUUUGGACUUUUAAUUGUGAGUAGAGGAAUUGCUGCUUUGAUUGGUACGCCUAUUGGAGGUCUCAUCUAUGAUUGUACUGGGUCUUACAACGCUACGUUUUACUUUGGCGGAUGUUUGUUCCUUCUAUCGGGACUCGCUCCGUGUAUGAUACCUUUCGUGCCGCAGAAAGCGAUAAUCGAAGCAGAGAAGCCUAAAGAGAACGUUGCGAGGUCGAAUUAUGAGAAUAUUGGAAUUUUAUGA